UAGACUUCAAGCCUCGCCCCACGAUCAAGGGACAGGCUUUGGCUGACUUCAUUGCCGAAUGCACUGCCAGAUCAACUGAAGAAGGAGCGAACGGAGGAGUACAGGACCAUUGGUGGGAAAUGUAUGUGGAUGGAGCAUCCAGCAGCAAAGGCUGUGGUGGGGGUGCUGUGAUCACAUGCCCCGAGGGGUUCAAGGCAUACUACUCCGUACAGUUUGACUUCAAGGUGACCAACAAUGAGGCCGAGUAUGAGGCCCUUAUCGCUGGUUUAAAGUAUGCCAAGGCCCUGGGGGCCAGCAGAUUAAAGGUCCGUUCGGAUAGUCAGCUGGUGGUAAGCCAGAUUAAUGGAUCUGCCGAGGUUAGGGAAGAACGGCUAAAAGCCUACAAGGAAUUGGUUGAGGAAGAAAUCGGCAGGUUCGAACAGGUGGUGAUUGACCAGAUUCCCAGGAUCGAAAACAGUGAGGCAGACAUCCUAUCCAAACUGGAAUGCGCCGUUCGGGAUGAUCAUGCCCCGGGCAUCCCCGCACACAUCCAGAGGUUCGCACAGAAAGAAAUACUGACCACACCGGCAACAAUGGUUGUGCGGGUAGAUGCCGUGUCCUAUGCCGUUCCAAGCUGGGUCACUGACUUGACAAAUUACCUGAAGGAUGGGACUUUGCCGAACGAUAAAAAUGACGUGUACAACCUCACUUGUAUACAGCGAAGAGCCCCAAUGUUCGAACUGGUGGACGGACAGCUGUACAAAAAGACGUUCGGGGGGCCAUAUCUGAAAUGCCUUCCACCCGAUCAGGCAGCCGCUGUGAUGGAAGAAAUUCACGAAGGUAUCUGCUCCAGCCAUCAGGGGCCAAAAACCCUGGCUAGGAAAAUCAUCCUGCAGGGUUACUAUUGGCCAACUAUUCAGCAGGACUGUUUUGGGCACACAAAGAAGUGCAAAAUAUGUCAGCUCUACGCACCAGUACCUGGGCGGCCCGCGACCUUUUACACUCCAAUGACCAUAUCAUUACCAUUCGCUAGAUGGGGGAUCGACUUGCUAGGGCCCCUACCUAAUGCGACCGGAGGAAGGAAGUGCAUCAUAGUAGGGAUUGAUUACUUCACCAAAUGGGUGGAAGCCGAACCCCUGGCCAGUAUCACGGAUUUUCAAUGUCAACGUUUUGUUUGGCAGAAUAUUAUAUGCAGAUUCGGGCUGCCCGAGCAGGUCAUCACGGAUAAUGGACGACAGUUUGUGAGCAAGAACUUCGAGGAAUUCCUCACUAGAUGGGGAAUCAAGCAUUCAAGGGCUUCCGUAGCAUAUCCGCAGGCGAACG
Cuscuta epithymum is the source of this 1302-nucleotide messenger RNA. The record is from the annotation of a GenBank genome assembly. Lineage: Eukaryota; Viridiplantae; Streptophyta; Magnoliopsida; Solanales; Convolvulaceae.